CCUUCGCUGUUUAUUGAUUCGCCUGACAAACAUGGCCGCAGAUGACGGAAGCUAGGAUAUCUUGGAUCUCUUGCGAUGUAUUAUGUAGUUUGUUAGGUAAUAAACAUGCGUUAAAGCAAUAUUUCGUAGUAGAACAUGUGAAUUAACAUCUUUAUGAAGCUAUAAAUCCGGAAGUAGCACGCUAAACCAUGCUCAAGUGGUUUUCCAAUGAAGAGGGCAGUGCUGGACAGGGCGCGCCAGGCUCCCCUCAGGGGGGUGUGGGUGCUGUGGCUGCUGGAGGCGGUGGUCAGGCAGCCGUGGCAGAGCUGUUGGAGCGGCUGGCCCAGACAGAGCAGCUGGUGACCCAGCUGAAGGAGCUGAUCCGGGAGAAGGAUGGUGUUUUAUGCACCAAGGACGAGCAGCUGAAGGCAGAGAAAGAUGCGUGCGAGGCCAAGCUGUCCAAGCUGCGUCUCCAGAACAAAGCCAAAGUCACCUCCCUCACCGCCCAGCUGGAAGAGCUGAAGAAAGGAGGUGCUUCAGGGGCUGCUCUUGGUGAUCAUGGGACUCCUACCCACAGCAAGAAGGGAGGUGCCGAUGGAAGCGAGCAGGCAAGCCGGGGGAAGAUCCUCCUCCUCAGGAAGAAAGUGGAGGAGCUGGAGCAUCAGCUGUCACAGAGAACCGAGGAGCUGGAGGUCAAGUCACACGAGCUGGAGGCCCAGAGGAAGCGCGGUGCGGACAUGGAUGUGAUGCUGGCAGAGAGAGACAGGAAGCUGUCCGAAAAAGAGGCCUACAUCGUCCAUCUGCAGAUGGGCUUGGCUUCUGGAGACCACACCGCUGUGCCACCAGCCACCCCUGACACAGAGCAGAGGGCGUCUCCCGAGGAGAGCGGAGCAGGAGCCCUGUCAGAGCUACAGCUGCUUGUCCAGAGCCUGACCAGGAAGGUGGGCGAGAGCGAGGAGCGCUACAGCCUCCUGCAGGAGCAGACCGAGAGCCUUAAGGAACUCCUGGUAACUGAGAAGGCCACCUACCAGGACAAAGAAAACAUGUACAAGCAAAACAUACAGACAUUUAAGGACAUUAUCCUGCAGAAAGACAACCAGCUGAUGGAGGUCAGCAAGAUGCAUGAACAGGAGCUCUUCAAGUUGGCAGCCAAGUCUGACGCCAGCGCUGAUCUGGAACAGCUCCUGAAGGCUCUGAAACAGAAACUACACGAAAAGGAGGAGGUUCUGCAGGGUAAAAACCAGGUGAUCGAUGUCCUCCAGGGUGAGGUGGACGGCAGGGACCUGCAGAUUAAGGAACUCAUGGAGCGUGCGCAGCGUUUGCAGGUGGAGCGCGAAAGCCUGGGGUCAAAGAUGGAGGCGGAGAAGCAUGUGAUGCGGGCACAGCUGCGCGACCUCCUGGAGAAGCAUCAGGGCGAGCUGCGCUCUGCCGCUGAGUCCCACGAGGCCCGGCUGGCCGAGCAUGAGCAGGCUCUCCGUGGGCAGCUGGAGCAGGAGCUGGGAAGAAGCCUGGCCCCACAGACCCAGAUGCAGACUGGGACCAGUGACCCGGCGGCUCCAGACUCUCAGGCCACGACCCAGAGGAUGACCCAUCUGGAAGCACAAGCAAAGUUGAAAUCGGAGGAGGCCAGUAAAUCUGAAGCCAAGUUCCUGAAGAUAAAAGCCUGGUCGAAGUCUCGCAUCCGACAGCUGGAGGAUGAACUAAGGAAAAGCCAGUCUGGCCACGCUGGCCCCGAUGUGACGUCCCUGCGGAGCCGCAUCACAGACCUAGAGGAGGAGAGGGAGGAGGUGUUGUGGAAGCUGGAGCAGUAUGAGGAGCUGAAGGCCAAGAAUGAUGUUCUGGAGGCCAAGCUGGUGGUGUACGAGGAACAGCAGAGGAAGAUGGCUGCCGACCUGGAGCAGGUCACCAAGAGGGCCGCCUCUCAGGCCAGUGAGUCGGGCAGCGCCGACGACACCCAGAGCCAGGUGCUGGAGUGGCAGGAGAUGGUGUCGGAGGCGGUGACUGCCAGGGACCGUGCCCGCGAGGAGAAGGCCACCAUGGCCCUACGCAUGAGCCACAUGGAGGAGGAGAGGGAGGGACUGAUUGAGGAUGACUGGUUCUUUCCUGGCUGCUCCGAUCCAGCGCUGGCAAGCCGGCAGCAGGAGUUGGAGGAGGAGUUGUCACAAGCCCGGGGGCAUACAGGGCCGCACAGGGGCAGCAAGAAGCUAGAAGGCGCCGCUCGCCAACACAGCCUGCAGGAGGACUUUGAGUUUGACGGCAAACAGGCGUUCCACCAGGACCGGCGCGACGGCAGCUCUGAGAGCACCACCCCGAUGGAAGAGGAGGGGGAGAACAUGGGAGGUUGGUGGCCCGAGUACACUUCGCCCGAUACAGGUGGCCUGCGGUCAGUGGUGGAGGAGUUGGAGCUGGAGAGGAACCAGCUCCAGGAGCAGAUAUUGGGUCUGGAGGAGCGCUGUCAGGAUCUCGAGGACCGGCUGCAGCUGCAGGCUCGCAUCGAGUCGCUACAGGUGACGUUUGAUGUAGAUGAAGAAAGGCGGCCAUUUUGGGUUUCUCAGAGUGAGUCUGAGAGACUACAGGGGCAACUAUCCAGCCUCCGGAACCAGCAAAGCAGGGAUGCAGAGAAACACCAGCUCCUGGUAACCAGUCUCAAUGAGCAGCUCAAAGGACUGAGUGACACCCAAGAGUGCCUAGAAACGUCGCUUAUAGAGAAGGAGAACACGUUGGUCAAGACCUCUGAAAAACUGGAGCUUAUUGACAGCCUUAGAGAUUCUUUACAGGAAAGAGAGGCACAACAGAAAGAGGUUUCUGACAAGCUGCUUCAAUCUGAACACAAUCUUGCGGAAGUUUCCGCAAAAUGCAAAAUCUUUGAAAAACAGUGUUCAGAACUCAAGACAGUUGUUGCAGAUCUCACACAGAAGCAGAGUGUGCUUAAAGAGAAGACACAAAAACAAGAGGCUAUGAUAGAGACCCUUCAAACAGACCUUGAUCAGACCAAUGAUGAACUGGACAAGUUGAACACAACACAUCUAGAAGAAAGAGCUCAGUUGAUCCACGACCUUCAGAGCUGCGAACGGGAGAUUGAUAACCUUCGAGACACUGUCUUAGACAAGGACAAGGAGAUCUUAGCCCUCUCAGGUAACAUGGCAGAGUAUGCAGAGCAGAUCAUGGCGCUGAAGCAGGAGAUCAAGCACAAGGAGGAGGAGUUAGUUCGCCUUGAGACUUCUCUCACCAAAUCGGAGCGGGAAGCACAGAUAAUCAGAGACUCUCAGAGCUCGGACCAGCAGGCCCUAAACAUCAAGACAGCAGAGCUGAUGGAACAGCUCAAGUAUGCUCAGACUGAGCUGUGUAUGGCCAAAGAGGAAAAGGAGGCAAAGAUGGUAGAGGUGGAGGACCUGUCCAAGCAAGUGGAUGCGGAUAAGCGGACCAUCUUAGAGCUUCGUGGGGAGAUCCAGAAGCAAAAUAUAGACUAUGGUAAUCAUCUCAAGGAGUGCGAAACUCAGAUCUCUUCCCUGAAGGAGCAGGUGACUGUUGGAUACCAGAAACUGCAUGUGUCUGAAGGUCUUGCAAGUGCCUACAGCGUGAAACUGAACCAGUUUCAGGACAAAGAGCAGGCAUGUGAGACUGAACUAAAAUCUGUCAAGGAGGAACGGAACAAGCUUCUCGAAGAGGUUGACAGACACAACAGUGAGCUUAAAACUCUGUCCACACGACUAGAGAAUCAGGUUGAGUGUCAGGAAAAGUUGAAACAGGAGGUGCAUGAAAAACAGAAGAAAAUAUAUUUUCUGGAGGAACAACUGAGGACCACACAGGAAGAGGCCGAAGCAGAGCAACGGAAAUUUUACAUGGAUUUGCAAGCGAGAGAUUCUGAAAAGAAGAUCUUGGCAAAAGAUUUGCAGGGGGAAUCAGAAAAUAUCACAAAGAUGCAGAACCUUCUUAAAAACAUGAAUAUUGAAAAACAACAACUGCAGGAUGACAUAGAGAAGAAGGCAGAAGAACUUAAGUCUCAAAAGCAGCUUGUGGAGGAACUUAAUGAAAAAUGUACUGCAGCACUUGAACUUAAUAGUAGUUUGAGCUCACAAGCAAAUAGCUUCACUGAGGAAAAUCAAAGAAUGCAACAGGAUGUAGCUGUAAAAGAUAAAUUACUUUUAGAGAUGACAAAUGACCGGGAUUCUCUGAUGAACAAAAUAUCUUUUUUCGAAACACAGCAUUCAGACAACAGCAAAGUUAUUGAAGGGCUACUCAAAGACAAGGAGGAGCUGACUGUUCGAGUUAAUGAACUGAACAACUCCCUAGAGAAAAAUAAACUGUCAAUUUCAGAGAGUCUGUUUGAGAAAACAAAUGAAUGUAACCUUUUAACUAAAACACUCAGGGAAAAGGAGGUUGCAGUUGCACAUUUACAGGACCAAGUUGACAGUUUAAACUCUCAGCUGGAGGAAGUCAACCAUAACAUGGCUGAAAAAGAGAAAAUGAUUACUGAUCAACAUUCACAAAUUGAGAUGCACCGGAGCCAGCUGUCACAACUCCAGGUGACAAUGUCUUUACUGCAGGAACAAGAUUCUGCUCUGAGAGCUGGGCUCACAGAGAAAGACAUAAUAUUCCAGCAGAAAACUGAGGAGUGCAGCUCUUUACAGAAUAAACUUGGGCAACAGAAAAAGCUUCUGUCGAAGCUUCAAGGUGAGACUAAAUCUCUUAAAGGGCAAUGCUCACAGCUGACUCAGAAUCUGAAAGAAAAAGAAGAAAACCUCAGACAAAUGACUCAGGAUUGUGAAGACCAAAAAGAUGAGCUGAACAAAAAGAACGAGUCAUUGAAGUCAUUAAGCAGUCAACUUGGUGUCAUAAACGAGACCAGUGCAAAGUUGGAGUCUGAAAAUACCGAGCUCAAAGUCUCUCUUGAGAACCAUGAAACAGAAAACAACAAGCUGAGACAAGAGAUGGACCAGAGGCAAGCUGAAAUGGUUGUUCUCCACAAUCAUAUCCAGGCACUGAACGAGCAAAACCAACAACUCAGAGCUGCUUAUGAGAUUCGAGAGAAGGAACUUGCCCAGCAAAUACAGGUUGCAUCAGACCUUGAUAGAAGGGUAAAUGUGACUCUUGAGGAAAACACAAACUUGAGCUCACUACUAAACAGUCUGACAGAGGAGAAAAAUAAACUGCAACAGGAAUUAAAUGUUCAGUCAGAGUCUGUUUCUGAAUUAACCAAGGAGAAGAAUUCACUUCAAGAUAAACUUUCCAACUUUGAAAUGAAACAUUCAGAAAGCUGCAAAAUGAUUGAUGGGCUAUUGAAAGAUAAAAAGGAACUCAGUGUUACAGUAGAUGAACUCAAAACAGUCCUAGUGCAAAAUACACAGUCCAUUUCAGAGAGUGUGCUCCAGAAAACAAAUGAAUGUAGUGAUCUCACCAAAUUGCUUAGAGGGAGUGAAGAGGCACUUACAUGCUCACAACAGCAAGUUGAUAGUUUAAACAUCCAACUUAAUCAGCUGAAUGGCAACAUGACAGAAAAAGAGAAUACCAUCAAAAUUCAAUACUCACAAAUCGAGGCACAGCAGAGUGAGUUGUCAAACCUCCAGGAGACAUUGGCUCUACUACAAGAGCAGGUGACCACAUUGAAAUCUGGGCUCACAGAGAAAGACAUCAUGGUACAACAGAAAACUGAGGAGUGCAGCUCUUUACAGAAUAAACUUGGGCAACAGAAAAAGCUUCUGUCAAAGCUUCAAGGUGAGACUAAAUCUCUUAAGGGGCAAUGCUCACAACUGACUCAGCGUCUGGAAGAAAAAGAAGAAAACCUCAGACAAAUGGCUCAGGAUUGUGAAAACCAAAAAGAUGAGCUGAACAAAAAGAAUGAGUCAUUGAAGUCAUUAAGCAGUCAACUUGGUGUCAUGAACGAGACCAGUGCAAAGUUGGAGUCUGAAAUUACCGAGCUCAAAGCCUCUCAUGAGAACCAUGAAACAAAAAACAUCAAGCUGAGACAAGAGAUGGACCAGAGGCAAGCUGAAAUGGUUGUUCUCCACAAUCAUAUCCAGGCACUGAACGAGCAAAACCAACAACUCAGAGCUGCUUAUGAGAUUCGAGAGAAGGAGCUUGCCCAGCAAAUACAGGUUGCAUCAGACCUUGAUAGAAGGGUAAAUGUGACUCUUGAGGAAAACACAAACUUGAGCUCACUACUAAACAGUCUAACAGAGGAGAAAAAUAAACUGCAACAGGAAUUAAAUAUUCAGUCAGAGUCUGUUUCUGAACUAACCAAGGAGAAGAAUUCACUUCAAGAUAAACUUUCCAACUUUGAAAUGAAACAUUCAGAAAACUGCAAAAUGAUUGAUGGGCUAUUGAAAGAUAAAAAGGAACUCAGUGUUACAGUAGAUGAACUCAAAACAGUCCUAGUGCAAAAUACACAGUCCAUUUCAGAGAGUGUGCUCCAGAAAACAAAUGAAUGUAGUGAUCUCACCAAAUUGCUUAGAGGGAGUGAAGAGGCACUUACAUGCUCACAACAGCAAGUUGAAAGUUUAAACAUCCAACUUAAUCAACUGAAUGGCAACAUGUCAGAAAAAGAGAAUACCAUCAAAAUUCAAAACUCACAAAUUGAGGCACAGCAGAGUGAGUUGUUAAACCUCCAGGAGACAUUGGCUCUACUACAAGAGCAGGUGACCACAUUAAAAUCUGGACUCACAGAGAAAGACAUGAUCUUACAACAGAAAGUAGAGGAGUGCAGCUCUUUGCAGAUUGAACUCAGACAGCAGAAAACACUUUUAUCCAAGCUUCGGGAUGAGAAUGAAUCCCUUUUAGGGCAAUGCUCACAACUCACUCAGCGUCUGGGGGAAAAAGAAGAAAACUUGACAAAAAUGGCCCAGGAAUUAGAAAAUCACAAAGACGAGCUGGACAAAAAGAACGAGUCAUUGAAGUCCCUAGGCAGUCAGCUUGAUGUCGUGAAUGAGACCCAUGCAAUGUUGGAGUCCGAAAAUACUGAACUCAAAACCUCUCUUGAGACCCUUGCAGCCGAUAACAACAAGCUGAGACAAGAGAUGGACCAGAGGCAUUCUGAGGAGAAGAGGCAGAGGGUGGCUGAGGUGCAGAAUGCGUUGCAGCAAGCAGAGGCCAUCAAACUGCAGACUGAAAGAGAAGCCUGUGGGUACCAAGCGGAGCUGGCUGAACUGAGGUCAGAGAGGAGCAGGUUGCAGUCUGAGUGCCAGCGUCUGGCUGGGGAGAGGAAGGAGACUGUGGCUCUGACCGGGAAGUCCUCUGAGGGCCCAUCUGUAGCACAGCUCCAGGCAGAGAGAACUCAGCUUCAGGGCCAUCUGCAGCGCUGCCUGUACGAGAUCCAGCAGAGAGACCUGCACUGUCAGCAGCUAGACGCCAAGCUGCAGCAGGUGGUGGAGGAGAAAGUGGGCGUCUCUACCCAGUUGAGGGCAGUUUCUCAGACGCUGAGGGACACCCAGAACCGCUGCUAUUGGCUGGAGAACCAGGCUUCUCCUCACCAGCACAACCAGGGCCUUGGCCAGCAGGGGGCAGGGUCUGUAGAAGUGGCUCCGGGAGCUCCCCAGGAGAAGUGCAGUGCUGUGGUAGACAUGGAUGCAUUGGAAGCUGGAGGACUCCGAACUAGGCUGGCGGGGGUGGAGCAGAACGUGGUCCAGCUGAUGGAGAGUCUGGCUGAGGAGCGGGCCAGGAGGGAAGCAGCAGAGGAAGCCCUUGGAUUGGCUGAGGAGAGAGCCAAUAGUGUUGGCUCCAGUCCAUCCAAGUCGACCCAGAGAGACUUCAGCAUCCAGCUGGAGGCAGAGGAUGAGUGGGAGGCCCUCAUCCUGAAUCCCAAUGAACCCCUGGUCACACGAAAGGUGAAAGGUGGGGUGCUGGCAUGCAGACGCUGGCUGCGGGGGCGGAGCCUGUACUGCUCCAAGCUGUUGACAUCACGGACCCGCUCACGCUACCUCUUCCUGGGUUACCUGCUGCUGCUGCACGUGGCUGUUCUCAUGUGCCUCACUGGAGCCCUCUAGAGCGGCAGGAUUUCAUGCAAUAGCAAGUUGCACAUCGAAAUUGCGGCCCGGGUUUCCUCCAGAAAGCAAAGAAUGUCUGUGCUACACAGUGUACUUCACCAUGGGUUCCAGAGAUGCUGGUUUUUGUCUAGUUUCAGGAGUCAGGGCUUUUCAAGUGUGUGUCGGACGUCUUGUCCCCUUUUCUGUUUUCUCUAUUUCCCCUUAAUCUGUGAAGGAAGUGGAAAAGAAUAACGAGGAGGGAGGCUCCUUUAGUUUGCUCGUACCGCGUUGUCGUCCCCCCGUCCCCCCCCCUCCAUUUUCUUGUCAGAUUAUUACAGAAUUAGCAAAGGAGGCCCGGGGACGAAGGCUGCUUCACUGUUUGGACACACUUUGGAGGGACAAUUGGACCCUCUCUGUGUUAAUGCCUGUGAGGUCACAGAAGCCAUAUCCAGUCAACAUGAACACAUGAACCGUUACACAUAUGAAACACGUGUGUGUGUGUGUGUGUGUGUGAACUGGCGAACGAGUGUGUGUGUGUGUUUCCACGUGUCUGCAAGAGAAAACACUAGUCCACCGCUAAGAUUACCCCAUCCAGAACCAACCGGUCCACGGUGGUACAUCAACACCGGUUAUCCCGAUAUUGGUGUUUGGCAAGACGGUUCUGCGGUAUUUAAUGGCAGAAGGGUGGAGAAAGCCUAGACCCCAAGUUAUGUAAAGAUGUGUAUCGCGCUGCUGCUUCACCCUACCUUGUAACACCAACCCCCCCGUGCUCAGCCCGCCCCGACCCAGCCCUGGCACCGUGUCCCCAUUAAGCUCACCCAGGUGCCUCCUGGGUCCAUUUGUAUUGUUGGUGCACCUGGAAGGUGUAUUCGAUAGCUGUUGCAUUCAAAGCUAUGCACUGAAGUCCUGUUACAUGUACCUCAUCUCAACAAAAAGAACACCCACCCAGCCCUUUGUAGUGAGAGGCCACGGAACGUAUGGAGCUAGGUGUAGGGCCAGGAGGUUUAGUCGACCACAAGUUCUGACCGUGAAAUUCAACUGUGGACCUAUGUGUUAGGCUCCUACUGGAACCAAAGGUUUUUCUUGGUCAGAUCACCUCCUACAUCACACUCUGUUUUGGUUGGAGUUCGUAUGUUCCCUUGCAAGUGUGAAAGGACAAUGUUCUGUUUAAGGGUGGAGUGUAAAAGGUUGUGUGCGUGCCCCUUGAAAGUCUACUGUAUUAGUGUGUAUUUAUGCAUCUAUAUUGGUUUGGCUGUGUCCCCCAAUGCUCUGCUGUUCACUGUACAUUUCUGCUUAAUCAGUUGUUUACAUGCUGACUGAAUCACAUGAUUGAUUAUCUCGGGGGCAUUUCAUAAAGCAGGAGGCACUGGGAGCUGGAACCAGUAGUUAUGUCGUAGUAAUCAUUAUAACAAGUGUGUAUAUCCACUAAAACCAUAUGUAGCCUUAGGGCCAGUCAAUUUGUGUGAUCGUGAUUGUGGCUUCAUGACAACUUCUUGUCACUCAUAGUCAUACUAAACAUGUUUUGCUUGACAAUGUUGAAUGUGGUUGGCCAGAGUACGUGCAUAUUUCAGACUAGGCUAGGAAAGGUGUUUCAGAAUAGUUGCUGCUGCCUGCUGAGGUGAAGUAAUAUCUCCUGCUUUGUGGAAUGACCCCCUGUUCUAAUGUUGAUGUUCUGGUGUUGUGGUCCUGAUGAUCUGUAUAUAUAGUGUGAUUGAGGAAAGGACGCGAAAAUAAUUUAUGAGAGGAACUACUAAGUCAAGAUGUCAGAUUUUCUAAAUAGGGUCUAUUUUUUAAAGAAAUCAAAUGGUUGGGACAGAAUUUACUAUCCUGGCCUGUUGAUGACAUAAGCUGGCAUAACAAGUGUGCAAUACUCUAAAGACGUCGACAUUUUAAUAUGUGCACGGUAGCUGUCGCAAAGAUAAAAUAAUUUUAAUAAAGCUGUUUCCAAACACUA
Messenger RNA from Esox lucius (northern pike), 9891 nucleotides. Its product is annotated as COP1-interactive protein 1. NCBI's taxonomy places the organism in Eukaryota, Metazoa, Chordata, Actinopteri, Esociformes, Esocidae. Bases 189 to 7958 code for a protein of 2589 amino acids. Gene Ontology annotation, cellular component: Golgi apparatus. The transcript has 29 exons. The record is from RefSeq and is a predicted model, not a curated record.